Molecule: messenger RNA, 1974 nt
Organism: Gossypium raimondii (Peruvian cotton)
Lineage: Eukaryota; Viridiplantae; Streptophyta; Magnoliopsida; Malvales; Malvaceae
Exons: 4
Coding region: 51-1781 (576 amino acids)
Source: RefSeq, a predicted model, not a curated record
CUAAAAAUUUUCCAUAAAAUACCGAUUUCCAUAUCCUUUUUAUCAAAAAUAUGAAGUGGCGGCUGAGGUCUCCAGUAAAGAGAUUGCACGUGAAAGUGAAGCCAUUGAAGCUUGAAGGGAUAACUAGAAAUGAGGAAGAAGAUGAUAAGAAAAUCGUGUUGAUUGAAAUGGUGUGGAGAGGACCCAAGUCUAGUUUGGUUUCGUUUCAUAUAUCGUCGUCUUCAAGGCAUAAAAGGAAUCGCAGCAGUGAGAAAAUUUUAGGAAAUGGGGAAUCAAUUGAAUGGGAGGAUGAUGAAUUUGACAACUUGUGUGAUUUCCCAGUAGUUUCCAAAGAUCUUGGUUUCGGUUCCUGGGAUGUUUUGUUCGAUGUCUUGCUUGGAAAGAAUUGCGAAGAAAAAAGUAAACUGGCGGUGGCGGGGAAAGUUUCUUUGGAUUUGGCAAAGCUGGUUUCUGAAAUGGAGUGUUCCGAGAUUGAAAGAAAGCUUCCCAUCACGUUGAACGUGAAUGGUGUGGUCAUCGAAGCUACUCUUUCCAUAUUGGUGAGUUUUGCGGAGGUGAGAGACACGACAGGAGGUGCCCAAAACUCAGUCGAGUCAAACAAGGAAGAUGGGUUCUUCAAGAUGGUGAAGAGGUUAACCCGCCGGAAGGAGAAAAAGAAUAACUAUCAACUGAAUUCCUUUGACUCUGAUGAGUCCCUGGUAUUUGACUCGGAUGGUAUGAAUGGGGAUGACUCUACCACCACGAGUGAAAGCAGCAGUGGCGAGCUGAGUUUAGGACCUGAGUUGGAAUCGUCCCGAAAUUUGGAAACUCGGUUGGGACCGGCCCAGAACUACAUGGUAAGGAUGUUGUCGUGGAAGAAAAGACGAUUAAGUUUUAGAACGUCCGCGAAGAAAACAGAGCUCUUGGGUUUUGACUUUGACCGGCACCCUGAAACCUGUUCUGUCGUUGACUCCCAGAAGGGAGAAUAUUGGUGGGAAGUGAAAGAAUUAGUGAGCAGAAAUGGAGCAGCAAGGCUGAAAGCUCAAGUGUUCUUUGCUUCCUUUGACCAACGAAGCGAAAGAGCCGCUGGGGAGAGUGCCUGCACCGCUCUGGUCGCCGUCAUCGCUCACUGGCUCCAUUCAAACCAUGCCUCCAUGCCAACGAGACCUGAAUUCGAUAACCUCAUAACACAAGGUUCCUCUGAAUGGCGUAAGCUCUGCUCCAACACAGCUUACACCAAUGCCUUCCCCGAUAAACAUUUCGAUCUCGAGACCGUCCUAAAAGCCGAUGUCAGGCCCGUCACCGUCUCCCAUGAAAAAUCAUUCACGGGGUUUUUCAGCCCCGAUAAAUUCGAGUGCUUGAAAGGAGCAAUGUCUUUCGAUGAGAUAUGGAACGAAAUAAAAAGCAGCGAAACAAACAAUUGUCAGCCGAGGGUGUAUAUCAUCAGCUGGAACGAUCAUUUCUUCGUGUUGAAGGUCGAAUCGAAGGCAUAUUACAUCAUCGAUACGUUGGGUGAGCGGCUAUUCGAGGGGUGCAAACAGGCGUACAUGUUGAAGUUCGAUGAUUCAAGUUUGAUGUACGGGAAGAAGAAGAAGAAGGAUGAUGAGAUGGCAAUAUGUAGCGGGAAAGAAUGUUGCAGGGAAUAUAUAAAAAGAUUCCUAGCGGCCAUAGCAGUUGAGGAGCUUGAGGAAGAAGAGAAAAAGGGCAGAGUCUCUGCUUUCACUCUUCACCAGAGAUUGCAAAUUGAUUUUCAUUAUAGCUCUUUUUCUUCUGCAACUUCUUCGUCUCACUUCUUUUUUUAAGGCAAUGAACGAGUUAAAGACUUCUUUUUUCCUCACUUGGCCUCCAUAUAUUGUACAGUUUGUUUAGGUUUUAAUAUUUACACAUUAACUUCACACAUUUUUUUGAAAGGGAAAACUCCUUGGUCACAUCGUUGUAUUACACCUUUUGUAUGCCUUUAAUUAAUAAUCUAUGAAAUGUCAUUUCUAAACCUAA